UGUACAAACAAAAAGCACCACUCAGUUGCUCCGCGAACUCGCCACGGUUUCUUCUUUAUUGCGCGCAUUCUACAACUCAAGCUCAUGCAUAUAUCUACUCUUACUAUCUUCACUAACAUAAUUCAAACCAUUCUCUUCUUCUUCUUUCCAUCAUUCUAACAUAAAUUAAUACACUUAAUCCUUUUACUUCAAGUUUACCCUUUUUGCUGCAAUUUACAUUAUUUCAAACAACCAUGUCUUCUUCUUCCAAAAGACACCCAACAUACCACGGAAUUCGAAGCCGGGGAGGAAAGUGGGUGACUGAAAUCCGCGAGCCUCGCAAAACCAACCGCAUAUGGCUAGGCACAUUCCCUACUCCUGAAAUGGCAGCCGCAGCAUACGAUGUCGCAGCUUUGGCUCUCAAAGGUCGGGAGGCAGUGCUAAACUUUCCUGACAGGGCUAGCAUGUAUCCCGUACCGGCUUCCAAUUCUUCAGAUGACAUACGCAACGCUGCUACUGCUGCAGCUGAAUUCAUGAACGCUGAAUUCAGCAAUGAUGCUGGUUAUGAAGUUAAUCCUUCGUAUCAAACCGAUCAGUUUCUUGAUGAGGAAGCUAUAUUCUCCAUGCCAAGUUUAAUGGUAGCAAUGGCUGAGGGAAUGAUGCUUUCACCUCCCAGAAUGAAUUCACCUCCCUCUGAUUACUUACAUGAUCAAUAUUACACUAUGGGACAAAGUUUGUGGAACCAUUUUUGAUCUGCCACACUCUCCCUCUCUAUAUAUAAUUUACAUAUGAUAUAACUACUCCUUUUUUUCUUUCCUGAUCCUAUUCAACAAACAAAGUACUUUAAUUACUACUAUCUAUAAUGGAAUAGGAAAAUGUAUCUAGCGCAUAGCAUGCAUCGCAUGAUCAUGACUAGCUAGAGAGCUUGUGUGUGUUUCGAUGCUUGUGGGAUCAAUUCGUUUUUGAUUGGUUGCAUUCGUAUCAAAAUUUUCUUUUAUGUUUUUAUUAUAUACAUGAGUCAUGAGUUUUUU
Messenger RNA from Vicia villosa (hairy vetch), 1010 nucleotides. RefSeq names its product ethylene-responsive transcription factor ERF026-like. Gene Ontology annotation, biological process: regulation of DNA-templated transcription. The transcript has a single exon. The record is from RefSeq and is a predicted model, not a curated record. Lineage: Eukaryota; Viridiplantae; Streptophyta; Magnoliopsida; Fabales; Fabaceae. Bases 234 to 731 code for a protein of 165 amino acids. Gene Ontology annotation, molecular function: DNA binding; DNA-binding transcription factor activity.